GCGGAGCAGAACAAGCCGUGGAAGAAACUCAAGAGCAUGGUCCACUGGUCGCCUUUCGUCGUGUCCUUCAAGAAGCGCUACCCCUGGGUGCAGCUGGCCGGCCAUGCGGGGAAUUUCAAAGCCGGGGACUACGGGCGGAUCCUGAAGAAGUUCUGCCCGCGGGAGCAGCAGUGCCUGGAGCGCCUCAUGCGGGACUCACUGCGCCCCCACGUGCCCACCUACUUCGGGCUGGCGCAGCGGGACGGCGAGCGCUACAACCAGAUGGAGGAUCUGCUGGCCAGCUUCGAGACGCCCUCCAUCAUGGACUGCAAGAUGGGGGUCAGGUGAGAACCUGGCUGCGGGGCACAGGCAAGCUGCCUCAGUGAG
This is a messenger RNA of Chrysemys picta bellii (western painted turtle), 366 nucleotides long. The record is from RefSeq and is a predicted model, not a curated record. NCBI's taxonomy places the organism in Eukaryota, Metazoa, Chordata, Testudines, Emydidae.